CCUGAAAAGUAUCCAUCUACAUAGUACAUUCGACACCUAGCCUACUUUUACGUACACUCACUUAAAGAUUUCAUUUGAUGUACUAGAUAUUUACGAAGAAGGAAUUUACAGAUAAAUACGAUAUUCAAUAUGCCUAAAGGCAAGUGGAUCGACAAGAAGACAGCCCAGCACUUCACGCUGGUGCAUCGUCCCCAAAACGAUCCUUUAAUCCACGAUACCGAGUCGCCGUCUAUGAUAUUAAACCCAACUGCCCUCCCAAAUGCUUCCAAAGUGCGAAAACUCGAUGAUCUGGCAUCCGAACUAGGAUCCGACGCCGAGCGGAUCCGCGCAAACGAAGGAGAGGCUGCGAAUUAUGGCGUAUACUUCGACGACACCGAAUAUGAUUACAUGAAACAUUUGCGAGACCUAGACUCCGGAAAUGGUGCCGGUGAAGUCGUUUUCGUGGAGGCGGAUAGUGGAAACAAGAACAAGAAUAAAGGCAAGCAGAAGCAAAGCCUAGAAGAUGCACUGAGGAAAUUGGAUGUUGAAGAUGAGGAGCGUAAGAAGGGUGAAUUGUUUGGUGACGACUUCUUGCCGUCGAAAAACCUGCAACACAUCACAUACCAAGCCCAACAAGACAUCCCCGAUGCUAUUGGCGGAUUCCAACCAGACAUGGACCCGCGACUACGGGAAGUGUUAGAGGCGCUAGAAGAUGAAGCGUAUGUUGAUGACGACGAAGAUGUAUUCGCUGAAUUGGCCAAGGACGGUAAAGAAUUAGACGACAUCGAAUUCGAUGAGGAAUUCGAUGAAGAUGAUGGUUGGGAAUCAGACGACACCGCCAAGCCCACCAAGGAGUAUAAGGACCCCUCCGAAGCCCCAGAAUUAGUCCCCGCCACGGAUGGUGAAGAUGGCGGCGCGGCGGUUAAAAACGAGAACUGGCUAGAAGACUUCAAGAAGUUCAAAAAGGACCAGGGUAAAUCCAGUUCAAAACCCUUUGCAGCUGCGCCUUCACAAUCAGAUCUUCAAUCGUCGCUCAUGACAACCACUACUAAUGGCGGUCGACGGAAGAAGCGUAAGGGUGCAUUGACGAGCCAGUCAGGUUACUCGAUGACGUCCGCAUCACUGGUUCGAACUGAGCAACUUGGUAUCCUUGACGCCCGCUUCGAAAAGAUCGACGAACAGUACAAUGAAGGUGACUUCGAGGACGGUGAUGAUGCAGCGUCAAUGUCCCAAGUAUCAGCUGUAUCUAGCGUUACAGGUCCUGUCCGAAAUGAUUUCGACAACAUUCUUGAUGACUUUUUGGGAGGCUACUCAAUGCACGGGAAGAAGCAGUUGAAGAAGGGUAAAUGGAAGAGUGGUACCGCACAGCUCGAUGAGAUCAGGAGGGAACUUGGUCCCGCUAGGGUAAGCGGUAGAUAUAGUCAACCGCAAGGGGCUCCAGCAUCCGCGUCGGUGUCUAGAUGAGAAAAGUUUUGAUAGAUACCCCCAGCAUAGAACCCACAGUUAAUAAUGUACCCAAAUGAGCAUAUGAUUGAUACCAUGAGUA
Hypoxylon trugodes is the source of this 1525-nucleotide messenger RNA. RefSeq names its product Low temperature viability protein. Gene Ontology annotation, cellular component: cytosol; nucleus; preribosome, small subunit precursor. Lineage: Eukaryota; Fungi; Ascomycota; Sordariomycetes; Xylariales; Hypoxylaceae. Bases 130 to 1443 code for a protein of 437 amino acids. Gene Ontology annotation, biological process: ribosomal small subunit export from nucleus; ribosomal small subunit biogenesis. The transcript has 2 exons. The record is from RefSeq and is a predicted model, not a curated record.